ACGCUGUAUCCGUAUUUAAAGGCGCCAACAAAGCGGGAGAGAAGUUCGGGGCGCGCUGAUCUGCCAUCUUCUGUUUUAAGGCCAGUUCCGCGGAGUAAACGGCGCUGUUCUUUCCAGAGACGCUUCCUUGGCUUUUCCCAGACUGUUAAAAUGCCAGAAGAGACGGCCGCCGCGUCCACUGCUGAGAGCACGGAGGAGAAGCCCUGCUCAUCCAGUGCUGCAGACAGUUCUGUAGAUGUGGCUGAAGAGGCAAAGAAGCUCAUUGGCACAGGAAACAGACACCUAGUUAUGGGUGAUGUCGUGUCUGCAGUCAGUGUGUUCCAGGAGGCGUGUGCAAUGCUCGCUGAGAAAUAUGGGGAUACUGCUGAUGAAUGUGGAGAGGCCUUUUUCUUGUGUGGGAAGUCCUUAUUGGAGCUUGCCAGGAUGGAGAACACAGUCUUGGGGAAUGCUUUAGAGGGAGUCCCUGAGGAAGAGGGAGAGAAACAGGAUGAUUCCAAGAUUGAGAGUGCAGACAACUUGGAUGAGAAAACCAGAGAUGAGCUUCGCGAACAGGUUUAUGAUGCCAUGUCUGAGGAGAAGAGGGACUCUGAAGAUAAAAAGGAGGCAAAGGAAGAUGGGAAAGAGGUAAAGGAGUCUGGAGACAUGCAAGCAAAAAAGGAAGAUGCUGAAGAUUCCGCAGUCAAAAAGGAAGAGAAGAGUAAAUCUCCUGUUAAAAAUGGUGAGAACACCACAGUGCAUCCUGCCAAAGAAGAGAAGGCUGCUGAAAGCCAAGGGAAGACUGCUAAAGACUCAGUCAAAACUGAUGAGAAAGCUUCUGAAAAUGGAAACAAGACAACAGAGCAUCUAGUCAAAAGUGAAAAAGCUGAGGAUGGCAAGGUAAAGAAGUCUCCUGCCAAAUGUGAAGAGAAAGCUGUGGAGGAUUCAGGCAAGAUGGAGGAGGGAGCGGAUUCCUCAAAACAAGAAGACAAGGCAGUGACUAAUGGGGCUAAGAAGAAUGUGCAGCAAGAUGUCAAGAGCACAGAAGAGCCAAAAGAUGGUGAAGAUGCUCCAGAGCCUAUGGAGGAAGAAGGUGGAGAUGACGACGAAGAAGAAGAGGAAGAUGAGGAUGAAGAGGAAGGGGAGGGAAAAGACGAUAAGGAGAGUGAAGAGGAGGAGGUUGGAAAUCUUCAGUUGGCAUGGGAGAUGCUGGAAGUGGCGAAAGUUAUUUACAAAAGGAAGGAGAGCAAGGAUGACCAGUUAAUGGCAGCACAAAUCUUCUUGAAACUUGGAGAAGUUGGUGCAGAGUCGGGUAAUUACCCUCAAGCUCUGGAGGACUUCAAGGAGUGCUUGGCUCUACAACUGAAGCAUUUGCCGCCUCACAGUCGUCUGCUGGCAGAGACCCAUUACCAGCUGGGCACAACUUUUAGCUACACAGCUCAGUACAACCUGGCAAUUGAGCACUUUACAAAGUCAAUCAGCGUAAUUGAGAGCCGAUUGGCCAUGCUUCAGGAAGUAAUUAAUAAGGCAGAGGGUGCUGAGGAAGCAAAGGAAGAAAAGAAUGAGUUUGAGGAGCUGAAGCAGCUACUUCCAGAGAUUACUGAAAAGGUAGAAGAUGCAAAGGAAAGUCAGAAGACAGCAGCUGCAGCAUCAGAAGCUAUACACCAGACACUGGGAGGAGCAUCUACAUCCUCUGCAUUUCCAACUGAAAAUGGGGGCCCAUCUUCAUCCUCAACAGUCAGCCAGAUUGCCGUAAAACCAGCGGACAGUGCAUCUUCGGCAGCUGCAUCAGAUAUCUCUCACCUUGUUCGUAAGAAGAGGAAACCAGAAGACGAGAGCCCAAAAAAGGACAGUGAUGCUAAAAAGGUCAAACAGGAGACCACAGUUAAUGGCAGCGGUGACUCUGCCAGCAACAGCAAUGGAGUCCAGGAGAAAAUGGAGCAGGAGCCUGUGAAUUCCACUUCCUCUGUAGAAACAUCAGCAUGAUGGGAGGUUCUUCUCCUGGCUGACCACGGAUCUUCCAACCAGCACAGCAUGCCUGCCUCAAGUCUCCACAAACAGCUCUUUGUUUUGUAAAUAAGACAUUAACCUUUUUCUGUGUGUGUCCAACUUUUGUAUUGUAGUAGUUUCAAUAAAGAUAUUUGCAUAUGUCAAA
Messenger RNA from Astyanax mexicanus (Mexican tetra), 2131 nucleotides. RefSeq names its product nuclear autoantigenic sperm protein (histone-binding). The transcript is spliced from 15 exons. The record is from RefSeq and is a predicted model, not a curated record. Gene Ontology annotation, molecular function: histone binding. Lineage: Eukaryota; Metazoa; Chordata; Actinopteri; Characiformes; Acestrorhamphidae. Gene Ontology annotation, biological process: DNA replication-dependent chromatin assembly; CENP-A containing chromatin assembly. Bases 151 to 1962 code for a protein of 603 amino acids. Gene Ontology annotation, cellular component: nucleoplasm.